Molecule: messenger RNA, 658 nt
Organism: Gamsiella multidivaricata
Lineage: Eukaryota; Fungi; Mortierellomycota; Mortierellomycetes; Mortierellales; Mortierellaceae
Product: thioredoxin-like protein
Exons: 3
Coding region: 138-596 (152 amino acids)
Cellular component (GO): cytoplasm
Source: RefSeq, a predicted model, not a curated record
GGCUCGAGGAACUGAAAGAGGAGUAAGUGCAGCUGUUUCUCCAAUGUUUCCAUCGCGGAUCUAUCGCAUAGUGACUUUCACCGUCUUACGAACAAAUUCCGCCAUCUUUCAUCUUUUGAAGGAUUGAAAAGAGAAAAAUGACGGAGGAAUAUGACUACGGAUCAUACAAGGAUCUUACGAACGAAAAGGAGGUCAUGGAUAUCACUACCAAGAUCAAGCACUGCGUGAUUCACUUUUACCACUCGGAUUUCAGACGGUGCAUGAUUAUUGACAGGCAUCUGGAGACACUGGCGAAGAAGCACCUUAAAACCAAGUUCAUGAAGAUCAAAGUGGAGAACGCUCCGUUCCUGGUGGAGAAGCUACAAGUUAAAGUGUUACCCUGUGUCAUUUCAUUCACAGACGGCAUUGCUGUCGAUCGAUUGACUGGGUUCGAGGAGCUUGGAAACACAGAUAAUUUCUCGACAGCCAUGUUGGAAUUGCGGUUUAAGACAGCGGGCCUUAUCGAGGAUGAUAUGAAAAAGGACAGCAGGAAGUUGAAGAAAAAGUCCAUCUUUGGUAGGGACUAUGGUUCUGAUGAAGGAACGGACGACGAAUAAAUUAGUCACCAAAGAAGGAGUUAUCAAUAAAUUGCUGUGAAAUACUUGUCAGCCACUAUUCA